Messenger RNA from Coregonus sp. 'balchen', 894 nucleotides. The record is from the annotation of a GenBank genome assembly. NCBI's taxonomy places the organism in Eukaryota, Metazoa, Chordata, Actinopteri, Salmoniformes, Salmonidae.
AUGAAACUUGAAGUAUUCUGUGGAAACCAUCACAACGAGGUGAAAUCUUUGCAGGAGCUGUGCAGCGAUGCCGAGGGCAGCGUCCGCUCGCCUCUCUCCGGUGAGGAGGAGUUGGGUUCGGAUGGGGACUGCAUGGCGCACAGCCCGCCACCUGUCACACCGGGCGCAGAUGGCAAAGGCAAACCGUACAUGCGGAGACCAAAACCUCCAUACUCUUAUAUCGCACUGAUUGCUAUGGCUAUCCGUGACUCAACAUCGGGUCGCCUGACUCUGGCAGAGAUCAAUGACUAUCUGAUGAAAAUGUUUCCCUUUUUCCGGGGCAGCUACACUGGUUGGAGGAAUUCGGUGCGCCACAACUUGUCACUGAACGACUGUUUUCUAAAGGUCCUCCGGGACCCGUCCAGACCCUGGGGAAAAGACAACUACUGGAUGCUGAAUCCUCAUAGCGAGUACACCUUCGCUGACGGAGUGUUCCGACGCAGGAGAAAGCGCAUCAAUAAAAAGACAGGCAAAGAGCAAGACGUCUCUGGCCAUGCUGCCGACGAGGACGCGCAAGUCACUAUAACAUCCACACCACCAGCCACUAAAACCGGACCCAGUAGUGCCAAGUUCUCCAGUUCCUUCGCUAUAGACAGUAUCCUCAGCAAACCGUUCAAGAGACAGGAUUGGGCAGAGGAUUCGCCUACCGUUGCUGCAUUACCGUGGCCCGGUUACACUCAGAUGAUGCCACACAUUAUGAGAGGAACACCUGUCGCCUUGCCACAUCACGCCCAGUCGAUGUUCAAUGUGGACUCAUACGCAGCGCAUGUGCUGAGGGCAUACGGUGGUGGACUUUACUCAGAGAUGGACAAUUGGAAAGACAGUUACGGCGCAGAAUAUUAUUCAAAGGCAUAA